AUGAAGGCGGUGAGUCCAAGUGGGUUCCAUCAUACCAUGCUCCACUUAAUCCCCGCUACCGAUAUUGAAUUUCCGUUAGGCUUGAUGAUGUCCUGUACUUCUUGCCCCUUCGUUUCCUCGCACCCUCGGUCUCUCCUCUUGGGCCAGGGCUCUUUGGCAAUGAACACGUUACUCCCAGCUUCUCCUGUGUUUGUGUCCGACAUCUCCUUCUACUCGCGGAAGCCCUGCUGCCUACCCGCUACCACCCGCGCGACCACUCCAUAG
Messenger RNA from Penicillium chermesinum, 264 nucleotides. RefSeq lists its product as uncharacterized. The coding region runs from base 1 to 264 and encodes 87 amino acids. The transcript has a single exon. Lineage: Eukaryota; Fungi; Ascomycota; Eurotiomycetes; Eurotiales; Aspergillaceae. The record is from RefSeq and is a predicted model, not a curated record.